Messenger RNA from Microsporum canis CBS 113480, 1008 nucleotides. RefSeq names its product aliphatic nitrilase. Gene Ontology annotation, molecular function: catalytic activity. Bases 1 to 1008 code for a protein of 335 amino acids. Lineage: Eukaryota; Fungi; Ascomycota; Eurotiomycetes; Onygenales; Arthrodermataceae. The transcript has 2 exons. The record is from RefSeq and is a predicted model, not a curated record.
AUGUCCGGUCCUAUUUUGAAAGUUGCUAUUACCCAGGCGCAGCCUAAAUGGCUGGACCUGGCUGGAAGUGUUGAGAAGACCGUCAACCUCAUCACCGAAGCAGCUAGGGGUGGUGCAAGGCUUGUUGCGUUCCCUGAGUGCUGGAUUCCAGGUUAUCCAGGAUGGAUUUGGCAAAGGCCUGUCGACCCCAUCAUCAACACGAAGUACAUACAAAACUCACUAUCUAUCAACUCCGCUGAGAUGAAUACUAUCAAGUCAGCUGCAAAAUCUAAUAACAUUGCAGUCGUGCUUGGUUUCGCGGAAGCCAUUGAUACUCACAGUGUCUACAUUUCCCAAGCCAUUAUUUCGCCCAAAGGCGAAUUGCUGAUGCAUCGCCGAAAGAUCAAGCCAACUCAUAUGGAGCGUACUGUGUUUGGAGAUGGCUCAGGCUCUGAUCUGACCAACGUUGCAGAUGUUGAUUUUGGCUGCGAAAUUGGUGUUGUCAAGGUCGGGACAUUAGCAUGUUGGGAGCAUGCAUUGCCUCUGCUGAAGUACCACACCUAUUCACAGAAGGAGGCUGUUCAUAUCGCCAUGUGGCCACCUCUUGACCCUCAUCCCGGAGUCGAAGCUCCAGCAUUUUGGAGCAUGAGUACCGAAGGGUGUCAAAAUCUUAGCCAAACGCAUGCCAUUGAGGGUGGUGCGUAUGUGCUGCACUGCACAGCGGUGUGCAAUGAGGAGGGAAUUGAUACUUUGAAAACGAAAGGAGGACUCCUGUUCCAGGAGCCUGGUGGUGGCCAUAGUGCUGCCAUUGGACCAGAUGGUCGUAGGCUCACGAAGCCGUUGGCAGAUGGGAAUCCUGCUGCAGAAGGUAUUGUGUAUGCUGAUUUGGAUAUGGCAAGAGUGGUUAUGAACAAAGGCUUCAUCGACGUGGUAGGACACUACAGCCGUCCAGAUCUCUUGUGGCUAGGAGUUGAUAAGGGCCAGAAAGGCUGUGUGGUACCUAAGAGAGAGACUGAGCAUGAUAUAUAA